AUGCGCAAGUACUUUAGAAUAAAGACCAUGAUGAGAGUUGAAAGCGAAGGUGCAGACUUGAAUUACCACCUUUUGCUUUCUCCUACAAGAAAAAGUUUGCCCUCUUGUAAAGUGAAACUCCGCACAAGGCAUCAACACAGCUGCGAUUGUGAUCAGGAUUUAUUGCCAUAUCACCCAGUCACAGAAUCCAAAAGCUUGCCUAAAGAGGUACCUCCUGCAAGUAUUUCUAAAUGUUUGUCAAAUGAUCUAUUCAAUCCAGCUGUGCCAUCCUCUGAGAGCCCACUCGGCCCAGGAUACUCAGACCAGCACCAACACACAGUGUCAGGAUUAAUGGCAUCACAGCUCAAUCAACUGAACCUCAUAAAAGAGCAAAGAGAAAAGAUCGUGCUGAGGCAAGAGAGAAGAAAGCUUAACAUUGACUAUCUUCAACAAAAGAAGAACCAGCAUCAACCUGAAAAGGUUUCAUUUUCAAGGAGGAAGUUAGAUUUUAGUCUUGAUUUAGAGAACCUUGGGAAAAGACGUAGGUGUAUGACAACUAGCGAGUAUGGAACAUGCUCGUCUUUUACAGAAAGUGCUGAUAUGGCAAUGCACUCGCCUUUACUCAGAAAAGAUUCAUUCUUGAGUUAUCAGUCAAUGUCAGAUGAUGCUGUAAACAACAAUAAAGCUUUAAGAAUAAGAAACCUCUCGAGUGAUGACAGCAGUUCAUGCUUGAGUGAUAUCUCUGAUGAUGAUUAUGAUGUUGAUUCAGAGGUGGAGUCACUCCCUGACAGGUGUCGACACAUAACUCUUGGAGACAUCUGUGUCGUCAUUCCUGAGGAAAACCUGUCAGGCUAUCUUCAGUGUGAAUUCACUCUUGUUGUUUUGGAGGAUGUGUCACUCCACCCUAAGCUUGGUCAUCUUCAAGUUGUUGCAAGUGAAGUAAUCGAGAUGGAACCACAUGGAGCAAGAUUUUAUGAAGAUGAUCCGGCUAUCAUAAGCCUACCUUAUGACGUCAAAGUAGGAAAGAACGAUCAUGUGGUAUGUCUUUGCAGUGACACAGGUGUUGGACAAAGGGUAAAAUGGGAAAGAAUGAGCCCUAAGGACUACAAUGUGUUUGCUUCGCAUGUGGAAAUCAAAGCCUACCACUUCAGUCUCUUUGCCGUUGUUGUUUCAAAAGGCUACCCUGAGGCUCGCAAGACUAUCAGGGCUGGAGUUGGUGGUUGUCUUUAUGUUUCUGAAGUUCCUGGGGUGGAAGUUCUUUUUCCAGAAACAUCAUUACUUUAUGACAUUGAAGCCUCCAUCAAGGUUCUUUAUGCAGAUGAGCCUUAUAAUGUGGAUCAUUCAGAUCUAGACGCACUUGCUCUUGCUGCACCUGUUGUCAAGUUGGGUCCUCAUGGCUGUGUCUUCAAUCCUGACACACAUGAUUUUGUGACUGUUCGUUUGCCAUUACCAGAUGGCAAGGAAAUUCAAGAGAGGUAUGGAGACAGACAGCUUACUUUCUGGUGUAGCUCCACUGUGGAAGGUGAAGAACUUACCUGGGAGCAAUUCCAGCCUAACUUUAUGCACAUUGAUAAUGACAAUGAUAAUCUUUGCUCAGUGUACUUCUCUGUGGAGCAUUUCUCAUACUUCAGAGUUUUAUGGGACAUCAUUGAUUCAGUCCUGUGGGAAGCAAAGCUUGGUGUCUCCAGCCUUAUACCCUUGUUUCACUUUAAUGUGUCCUUUCAAGCAUUGAUGUCGGAAAUAAGCAGCAUUGGAGGAAGGUUUGGAAUCUGUGUAGUGUGCUACAGAUUUGGCAAGCCUCUAGAGGGAAUCGGGAACUUUCCUCUUCUUGUGGGCAAGUGCAUCGCACCAAAGAUGUUACGCACCGGAAAGUUAAAAAUUAGGUAACUAAGUGGAAUACUUGAAUUUGUUACUAUACAAGAAAACCCCUGUAUUACUGAAAAGACUUUCAUUAGGCACACAAUAAUCUUUUUUAAUUGUUGGUACAGCAUGGAUUAACUUUGCAAUAAGGUGUACAUAGACAUGUACAUGUAGUCUACUCUUUUCUUUGUCUAAGAAUGUGUUAAAAGUUAGUUACUACCAGAUUCAAAUAAAUAACAAUACAUAGUUUAACAGCAAUACUUAAAAACAGCAUUAGCAAUGUCAAGAAACAGUAGAAGUCAAUAAGUACUUCGUUGUUAGUGAAGGGUGUGGCAUUUAUUCAGGGUAGGUGCUUAUUUAAGGUUAGCAUUCUCUGGAGUCAAAUAUGGUCCAAAUCCUGGCAUUCAUUUCGUGAGCCAAUUUUUUGCAUACAAAACAAAAGCUAGUUUACAAAGGCGUGCAUCUGCUCUUGUAGUAUUGAAUAAGCAUGGAAAGGGUUAUUUUCAACCUUUAAUUUGUUUUCCUUCUUCAGCUGAUACAUGUUUACUUCAUUGAACUGAAGGGUCAAGAUAAUUAUGUACAUAUAGUUUGACAUUAAUUUGAGAACUUACUGUACACUGUUUAUUUCCUUCAGACUUGAAUCACAUCAUUUUAAAGCAGACCCCUCAGUAGGGGUAAAGGAACUUGUGGCAGUAGAGAACUUCACGGGUCGACCAUUUGUGAUGCAGUUUGGAUGUAAAUUUACUGGCGAGCCUCCUGAUCAUGGUAACUUUGGAAGUGUCAUUGUAGAGCAGCCAUCACAGUAUGGUGGAAACAAACCUGUUUUUUCCUUUCUUUUAGAUAAGGUAUGUCUAAGUAACAACAAUUAUCAUUCAAUAAAUCAGCUUAGGGCCACAAGCAAACCAGUGGUGGCCUCAGGAAAUGUUGGCUGUUUUCUCAGAGUACAGAAUUGCCCGAUGGAAAAAGUAACCAUGAUAGUGAUUAAGGUAGUUUCCCGUAUGGACAAAUGCAUUGGCUUGGCAGUGAUGAUCACUGAUAUUUUCCUUUUGAUCUGCUUUGGAACAUAUCUGUUUCACCAAGAUGCAUUUUGUUUUUUGCUUUUGUACUUGCAUAAACAUAAACACCUGGAGUGUUUCUUGUUUUAUAUACAUGUAUUUGAAGUUUCUCACGUGAUGUUUGACUCUCAUUUGUACAAGAAAAUUUUCUGGAAUUUAUACAGGAGGGUUUAGUCAUGACCAAGUUUCACUAUCGCUGUCACCAAAUUAUUGAGUCUUGCCACUAGAACGCUCUGUUCAUUGUUAUCAGGGCUAGCAUAGUAUUUGGUUUUUUUGUUUGCCCAUUGCUUUCUCUGUCUAAGACUUAUACUUCUUCGCUAUAAGUUAUGGGUGCAUGUUAGUGAGUCUCAGUCCUAUUUACACACAUUUUAUUUUAGCCUCAUGAAACUGAAGCAACAGACUGCUCCUUGGACUGGGAAGUACAGUUAACUAAAGAACUUACAGGUAAGUUAGAGAAACUGGCAUGACAAACGCAAAUGUAACUAGUGAAUACCCAAGGCUUUGUUUGUGUGCUUUACUGUAGGGAAAAAUUCAUCAGAGGCACUGCCACUAGAUAAUAGACCUUUCAAUGGUUUUUGUAACUUUAGACGUGGACAAGUUAGGGAAAAUCUGUCAACUGCACUGGAAAGAGCGCCAGCCCUUUAAUUACUAAAAUUGCCAAGUUUGAAGGUGACUUGACUUAAAGAAAACUAUCAAAGAUUUUGUUCUGCAAAGUUUCGAAAUUUUAGACAUUUGUAUGGUGGGGGCACAAACUUGCCCCCUACUAACCAAAUAUCAGUAAAUUUUCGCAACUUUGCAAAGCUGUAUCUUCGCUCAUUUAAGACGUAUCCCUUUUGAACUUGGCAAUUCGACUAAUUUUAAGCUGCUCUUUCCAGUGGUGUCGACAGAUUCUCCCUAACUGGUACAUAUCAAAAGUUGAAAAAAAUGUGGAUCGUCUAUUAUUUAAGAGUUAAGUCUUUCUUCCCUCUAGGGCCUCCUUUGCUUUAAAAUUCAGUUCUUUAGGUCAAAAUGCAGACUUGUUUUAACUGACAGACUGAUUGUCUUAAUUCUAGCGUUGUUGAGUAUUAAGGCUGAGAAAGACAUGGGGGAUGAGGUCUGGCACGAAGUUGCAGAGAGUUUGGGUUACACUCCAAAAGAAAUAAGCAACUUAAGUGGUUGUGACAAUCCUAUGGCAGCAGUUAUUGCUAACUACAAACGUCGUGGAGGGAUGCCACAUCAGUUCAUCUCAGCUCUUUACAAAACUGGCUCCCCUGGCAACCUGACUAAACAACACAUGUCAAAUAGAGCUGAGAUGGCCAGAGUGAUGGAUGAAGAGAGAUCUGGUGAGAUGACGACAGAGGAAUAAAGUUAAUAAAUAAAUAAAUAAAUAAAUAAAGGGUGCAUGGAACAAGGCUCUAAGUGACUUUUGAUAUACUGUUAAAUCCUUGUUCUGUUUCUUAAGAAAUUUCAGGCAGUGUGUGAUUCCAGAAAACAUCCAUACCCCCACCACGGACCCCCCACCCCCUAGGAAUUUCCUAUUUUCCUUUUCAUGGCCUAAAAUUUGCCGUAUUUAGAGAUAAUCAAUCGUGUUCCACUUUGACUUAUUUUUAAUCUUGCAAUAUGUAUUUCAUAUGCAGGUAGAGCCACAGGUAGCCCAAGCUCACUAUGAGAGCCCUGAACAACAUCAUCCUACUUAGCUAAUUAAUUAUUCAUACAGCAAGAAAAUUAUAAGACGUUGUAUGGAGAAAUGUUCUUUGCUCAUUAAAUUACCAAAAUGUACAUUGAAUAUCGCUUUGAAGCUUACCUUUAGCGUCUUCUUGUUUUCCUUUGUAUUCUGACUGCAUUUCAGACCUCCUAGGCACUGUUUAACCCAUUCGCUUCUAGAGAUUUUGCCGAAAAACGCGUUUUGAAGCUAGUCGAGUGGUUUUCUGGUCACUGUCAUGCUAUAAAGAGCUAAAACUUACCACAAACUGGUUUACAGGUCGAACACUUCGCGGCCUUGUGAUCCAGGUGCAAAAUAUCAGCUUGCGAAGUUUGGGCAUGCGCAGAAAGCAAAAUUUGAAACCGUUUCACUCUUUUAUUUGAUUUGAACUAGACUAGCCGGCAAAACUGUCGGAUCAAAACAUUAACAACGCGACAUGUUUUGAUAUUACAUGUCACUAUCACACGCGAUGCUUGACUUCCGCGACCCCGGAGUGCAAUGUGAGAAGUGAAAAAUCAGUUACUGUGCCCAGUAGGCUAAAUGCUCCAAUUGUCCUUUGACGGUUGAACAAUUUGACCCUGCCAGCCCGCGUCGGUUUGAAUUGUCGACGUGACGGUUGGAGUCCGUUGCGGGUCUGCUCUCGACACGCCUCACCUCAGCCGUGUAUUGCCCACUUCGUUGGCGAUUUAGGACCUUCGAAAUGGGAAUUUUGGCGAUGUGAAUGAUGGAAAAUGUGCGUUAUUUAUCAGGACAUCUGUUUCUGGCGGAAUUGUCUCCAUGUCGCAAAUGUCACGGAAUUUAUCGCCGCCGAGAGCGGAGCCGGUCAAGAGAGGUUUGCCAACCUUCUCUUCUCUUCUCUCUACUGUCAUCUGGGUGAAAAACUGUCGCUCCAAAAAAGGCCUUAAACAGUGCCUAGGAGGUCUGAAAUGCAGUCAGAAUACAAAGGAAAACAAGAAGACGCUAAAGGUAAGCUUCAAAGCGAUAUUCAAUGUACAUUUUGGUAAUUUAAUGAGCAAAGAACAUUUCUCCAUACAACGUCUUAUAAUUUUCUUCCUGUAUGAAUAAUUAAUUAGCUAAGUAGGAUGAUGUUGUUCAGGGCUCUCAUAGUGAGCUUGGGCUACCUGUGGUAGAGCAUGCUUCAUAGACUAUGAGUGGUCUCUUUUUUUUCUUAGUCCGUCCAGCGAAACGCACGAGACACGAAAACAGAGAUUAAUAAGUUUAUGUCAUCUUAAAAAAACCCAUAACUUUAAAUUUGAACUAUUCGUUGAAAUAAAACUUCUCGUGGGCACCCCCCUGACUCCUUGGAAAUUUCUAUCCUUUAGCCCCCCUAACCUCUAGGAAUUUCCAUUGACCAUCCUUGGGGGAGGUAUGGAUAUUUUCUGGAAUCACACAAUUUAGAAGGAUAAUCUAGCAGUUUAUCAAUAUUUGUUCACAAACCAUAAAGUAAUGGUGACUUUCACUUUAUUGGUAAAAUGUGUUGUCCAUAAUAUUAGACACACUACCCAACACAUACAGUUGUAUUUUGAGCAUGAAGUAUUAUUAUCAAAAUUAAUCAUGAGUUACACUAUACUGUUGAAUUGUGUCAGUUUGUUCUCAGUUCUUUUCCUUUUCUGUUGAAUUACAUAUUAAGGGUUUUUAAGUUCUUUUAUAGUGUGAAGGCAUUUGGAAAGCAUAAAAUAAUAACAAUUAUAUUAAACAAUCUGAAGUAAAUUUCAUCAUUAAUAAUAGAAAUGGAACCAAAGAUAUGUCCCUGUGUAAAAAAGAAUGCAAGAAAACGAAGACUUCAAGAAUCUAUAAACUGGGAAGAGAAGUUCCAAGAUCUUGCACAGAAACUUGUUGGAAAUAGCAAAUGGCGACAACUUGGCCGUGUGUUGGGUGUUGGUGAGAGCAAGAUUAAGGAAAUUGAGAAUGACUGCAGCAAGGAUGGUGUGCAGGAGAUGGCAUACCAAGUGUUGGUAGCAUGGCGUGAUCUUUAUCCAGAUAGAUGCAAUCUGAUUAAUAUUUCAUCUGCACUGUGCAAAAUUGGACUCAAUUCUGUAGCAAGACAAUGCUGUCUUGCAGUUGAGAUGGGUUGAUGUACAAUGUACAAGUCAGUCAUGUAAAGUAAUCAAGGCAGAGGUAUUUUAAUGUCAGCACUGCUGUUUGCUUCAUACACAUGUACACUGUUACAUGUAGUUGAUUGACUUAGAUCCAUGAACAGGGCACACUGUACAU
Porites evermanni is the source of this 6789-nucleotide messenger RNA. NCBI's taxonomy places the organism in Eukaryota, Metazoa, Cnidaria, Anthozoa, Scleractinia, Poritidae. The record is from the annotation of a GenBank genome assembly.